CCCCAGUCACUGAGCCGCCGCCGAGGACUCAGCAGCCUCCCCCUCGAGCCCCCUCGCUUCCCGACGCUCCGUCCCCCCCGCCCGCCUUCUCCCGCCGCCGCCUUCCGCAGGCCGUUUCCACCGAGGAAAAGGAAUCGUAUCGUAUGUCCGCUAUCCAGAACCUCCACUCUUUCGACCCCUUUGCUGAUGCAAGUAAGGGUGAUGAUCUGCUUCCUGCUGGCACUGAGGAUUAUAUCCAUAUAAGAAUUCAACAGAGAAACGGCAGGAAGACCCUUACCACAGUCCAAGGGAUCGCUGAUGAUUACGAUAAAAAGAAACUAGUGAAGGCGUUCAAGAAGAAAUUUGCCUGCAAUGGUACUGUAAUUGAGCAUCCAGAAUAUGGAGAAGUAAUUCAGCUACAGGGUGACCAGCGCAAGAACAUAUGCCAGUUCCUUGUGGAGAUUGGACUGGCUAAGGACGACCAGCUGAAGGUUCAUGGGUUUUAAGUGCUUUUGGCUCUCUGAAGCUUAAGUGAGGAUUUCCUUGCAAUGAGUAGAAUUUCCCUUCUGUCCCUUGUCACAAGUUUAAAAACCUCACAGCUUGUAUAAUGUAACCAUUUGGGGUCUGCUUUUAACUUGGACUAGUGUAACUUCAUGCAAUAAACUGAAAAGAGCCAUGCUGUCUAGUCUUGAAGUCCCUCAUUUAAACCAAGAUCCAGCGGUAGAUGCCUGGCAGUGCCCAACCUGAAACAGCAGUAACAUGUUUCAGCCAAGCCCAGAACCCCAAGAUCACUAUCAGCCAUGUCUGGCCGGAAGCUCCUGGCUCUCCCUCUGCCCUGAGAAUGUCACCAUGAGCAGUGCUCCCUGAGAGAAGCAUAGAGGCGAGGGCGGGGUGAGGCAGCAAUGGCCACCCGGCUGUUUGAGGGCACCUCAGGCCAUGGAAGGGCCCUGGCCUGGUGUCUCCAACCUGGCCAGGCGGGCAGAGCUUCAAGUGACCAUCUUCCCUCUAGUGAGGUGACAGGGCAUCUGGUUUGCCACCAAGGUCUUUGACCAGACGCCAGAAUGUGAGGCCAACCUUCUAUCUGAGUUAAACUUUUGACAAGGGAACAAAUUUCCAACUGAUGUGUCAUGUAGCUAGCUGUAGAGCUUGCAGCUGCCCGAUGCCAUGUGAAGUGACAGACUGGUUUUGGUUCUCCCCUUCAAUUUUAAUGUUAUGUAAUGUAUUUAAACCCUUAUUUAAAUAAAACUUGUUUUCAGAAACACCUGA
Molecule: messenger RNA, 1245 nt
Organism: Sorex araneus (European shrew)
Lineage: Eukaryota; Metazoa; Chordata; Mammalia; Eulipotyphla; Soricidae
Gene: EIF1
Product: eukaryotic translation initiation factor 1
Exons: 4
Coding region: 144-485 (113 amino acids)
Biological process (GO): translational initiation
Cellular component (GO): eukaryotic 43S preinitiation complex
Molecular function (GO): RNA binding; translation initiation factor activity; ribosomal small subunit binding
Source: RefSeq, a predicted model, not a curated record